CAUCCACAAUCCUCAACCCGUGUAUGUCAAAUAAUUCACAAGUCAAAAAUUUUACCCAAUAGAUAUCUUCCUUUUUAGCAAUAGCGAUUAGCGAAGAAGAUAAGGAAGACCAUGAUGGCAGGAAGAUGAUAAAGAAGACAACGAUGAUGAAGAAGAUGAAUAAGACAGCGAUGGUGAUCAAGAUGAAGAAGACGAUGAUAGCGAAGAAGACGACAUGGCUAGGUUAACUCGUUUCUUUACUCGAUCACCGAUACCCAGGUUCAUAGAUAAUUUGCCAUAUAUAUCUUCCUUUGUAGCAAUAGCGAUUAGCGAAGAAGAUAAGGAAGACGAUGAUGGCAAGAAGAUGAUCAAGAAGACAACGAUGAUGAAGAAGAUGAAUAAGACAACAGUGGUGAUCAAGAUGAAGAAAAUGAUGACAUUGCUAGGUUAACUCGUUUCUUUACUCGAUCAGCAUCCGGCUCUCUGCCAUCAGCAUUUUUGACUCAAAUUCUCCGCGUCUCGACAUUUUCGACGGCUCCGGAAUCUGGCCUCCUCUCGUUUUCAAAGAACCGCGAGCGAUCAUUUCUACUUCUCACCAGUGCAGAUUAAGGUUAGCUGGAACAAUUUGGAUCAAUCAUGCCGGUUGAUCCAAAGGUUGCAGGUGCCUUCGAGGCAAUGAGGAGCUUGGGCAUUGAACCAGACAAGGUUAAACCAGUACUGAGGAAGCUGCUAAAAUUGUAUAACAAAAAAUGGGAAUUUAUUGAGGAGGAUAACUAUCGUACUCUUGCAGAUGCAAUAUUUGAGGCUGAUGAUGAAAAGCCUACUGCCAAUGAACCUUCUUGUAAGAAACAAAAACGGGGCCAUGCUUCAUCUAUGGAAAAUGGCAAUAAUAAUUUAAAUCUUGGAGAGGGUGAACUUCGAGAAACGGGUGAAUCAAAGCCAGAGACUGAAUGUGGUUAUCAAGCUAUGGACAGAAGAAAGAAUCCUAUUUUAAUAGAACAAUCUGAUCAAGUCUUACCAAAUAUCACCUCUCCUGCUUCAAAUGCUUCUCCAGCUCUUCCAAACUCGGCAGAUAAUUUUCCCAACAAGCCCAUUCCUGCAUCCCAGUGCCCUAAGAAUAUGAAUAUCAAACAAGAAGGUUCAUCGUUUGAUUACAGCACCAACUUGCAAAGUAUUUUCGAUAUUGUUUCAUCUUCUUGUGGAACGGUAAAACUUGCUCUAAUACAUGAUGGUGUGUCUGCACAAUCCAACAAUUGCUGUUCAAUCAUCAAUGCUGCUCUAAAAUUAGUGGAUGACAAUUGCUUGAUGUCUUAUAAAAUUGCGGGAUUCCAGUUUUCUCUAAAGAAUUCAAUGAAAGAAGUAUGUGAAAGAUACUUGGAAGUGGUUAAUGCGCCUACUGAACCUACUGAGGGAUCUCUUGAGAAAAAAAACACUGCCAGUUGUCUGCAGAAUAACUUGUGUUCAAAUGGGGAACCUCUCAGAGUGGAUCACUCGGAGAGAAAUUCAAUGAGAAAAGGUUUAAGAUCUGCAUCUUCUUCACGUUGUUUAGUUGCGCAAGAGCAACCUGUAAACCGUGAUAAGAAAAAACCUUUAAAGAUCUGUGACAUAACAAAUGGUACUGAGGAAAUGCGUAUUUCAUUGCUGGAUGAAAUUGGCAAUGGACGACGACCUAAAUUUUCUUACAUUAGAGAAAAUACUAUAUAUCAAAGUGCAUAUGUACAGUUUUCACUGGCUCGUAUUGCAGAUGAUGAUUGUUGUUCAAAGUGUAAGGGGGAUUGCCUUUCAUCCUCAGUACCUUGUGCAUGUGCCCGUGAAACUGGAGGAGAAUUUGCUUAUACAUCAGAAGGGCUUCUCAGAGAAGAAUUUCUUCGAGAUAGUAUUUCUAUGUAUCAAGAACCUCUGAAGCAUUACCACUUCUAUUGUGAAGAUUGCCCCUUAGAGAGAGCUAAGAAUAUUCAUAGGCCAGAAAAAUGCAAGGGCCACUUAGUAAGGAAGUUCAUCAAAGAAUGCUGGAGAAAAUGUGGCUGCAAGAUGAGUUGUGGAAACCGUGUUGUACAGCGAGGAAUAACACGGAAAUUGCAGGUGUUCAUGACGGCUGAUGGUAAAGGCUGGGGUGUUCGGACACUUGAGGAGUUGCCAAAAGGUGCAUUUGUGUGUGAGUAUGUCGGGGAGAUAUUAACCAACAUUGAGUUGUAUGAGCGGAAUAAACGAAGAGGUGGCGAAAAGCACACAUACCCUGUCCUAUUAGAUGCAGAUUGGAGUUCUGAAGGAGUUCUGAAGGAUGAAGAUGCACUUUGCUUGGAUGCAACAUACUAUGGAAAUGUUGCGAGGUUUAUCAAUCAUAGGUGCUCUGAUGGGAAUUUGAUCGAGAUACCAGUUCAGAUUGAAACUCCUGACCAUCAUUAUUACCAUAUUGCAUUUUUCACCAAUCGAAAAGUGAAUGCUUUUGAAGAGCUAACAUGGGAUUAUGGUAUUGACUUUUACGAUAUUAACCAUCCCAUCAAAGCGUUUAAAUGCUCCUGCGGAAGUCCUGGCUGUAGGGAUCGAAAAGGAAAAGGAAUUUCAUCGAAAAACUCGCAGUUUAAGCAACCUGCAAGCAGGGGAUGAUGAUGACAGAAUUGACAUAUUAGCUAUUUUUAUUGUUCCUGAAACUCCUCCAGCUGUUUUAGUUUUGAUUCCAACAUUCAAAGGAAAUAUUUUAGGCAAGUGGCUAUGUACUUCCAAUGUUCCAUUACUGUCCUAGGAGAAUCUUCAUUCGAUCCAUUCACAAA
Ipomoea triloba (trilobed morning glory) is the source of this 2750-nucleotide messenger RNA. RefSeq names its product histone-lysine N-methyltransferase SUVR4. Bases 616 to 2586 code for a protein of 656 amino acids. Gene Ontology annotation, cellular component: nucleus. Lineage: Eukaryota; Viridiplantae; Streptophyta; Magnoliopsida; Solanales; Convolvulaceae. Gene Ontology annotation, molecular function: histone methyltransferase activity; zinc ion binding; protein binding. The transcript has 11 exons. The record is from RefSeq and is a predicted model, not a curated record.